UCAUUAUUUCUCCCAGUGUCUCAUCCAGCACCAGGUCUAAGAUCUGUCGCAGUUUAGUAAGAAACCAGUCAUGUAUACAAACCGCUGUGCCGAGCACUGACAGUUGCCGCAGAGGCGAAAGCCGCAGAAAUGGGAAAAAGAGACAAUAGAGUGGCGUAUGUCAACCCUAUCGCGGCAUCACGCUCUAGGGGACCGGCUUCCAACGCAGGGCCAACUAUUCAGGAUUACCUGAGCCGACCACGGCCGACAUGGGAGGAGGUGAAGGAGCAACUGGAGAAGAAGAAGAAAGGAUCCAAAGCGCUGGCUGAGUUCGAGGACCAGAUGCACGGGAAAUGGAAGAAAGAGCUGGAGAAGAACAGAGAGAAGAUCCUGGGCGGGCUGGAGAAGAAAGAGAAGAAGGAGAGGGAGAAAAAGGAGAAGGAGAAGAAAGAGAAGGAGAAGGAGAAAAAGAAAGAGUUGAAGGAGAAGGAGAAAGAGCUGAAGGAGAAGGAGAAGGAGAUGAAGAAGAAAGCCAAUAGGCAUUCUUCAUCCUCCUCCUCUUCAUCAAGUUCUGAUUCCUCCAGCAGCUCUUCAUCAGAUGCUGAAGACGAGAACGGGAAGCGGAGCUCUAAAAAGAGACGGAAGGGAAAGCGUGGGGACAGGAAGGAGAGGAGGACAUCGGAUGGUUCCACGGGGGAGUCAGACACCGAGACCAAGUUCGUGAUAUUAUCGUUUCUCCCCAAGACGGCUCCGUUACCCCUCGAGGAGGGAGAACCAGAGCAGGAUGAGCAGAGCCCGGGGAGUAAGCUGAAGUCAGAGCCCAGCCUUAAAGACCCGUCUUCAGCCGGCUCGUCUCCGGAGACGGAGCGAGAGGAAGGGGGGGAUUCCAAGAAGAGAAAGAGAAGUAGUGAGGAGAAGGACCGAGCCACAGACAAAUCAAAGAAGAAGAGGAAAAAGAAACACAAGAAACAAGGGAAGAAGAAAAAGAAGAAGACGGCAGCGUCGGACUCUGAGUCUGACUAGCCACGCCACGCCCCUCUCUCUUCAGCCCAGCAGCUCAGAGCCUUCUACAACCAGAACCAAACCCCCCCAGGGGGUACCGUGACCCCCCACCCUGCCUCCCUCUGACGGGGGAAGCCAAGGAACUGACCUCUGGCCUCUGGUGGGGGAGAUGGUGAUGGGGAGAGGGGAGGAGAGGGGGCAACAGGGGUUGGAAGGGGGAGCAAUUAGGGAGCUUCCAACCGAUAAAACUUAAAUUUAGUCUUUUAUUUUUUUCUUUUAUCAAUCCAAAUACAGGUCAGUGAAAUAUAGUUAUUUAGAUCUGAAACUAUUUGGACAGGUAGAAGUAAUAUUCACCUAGCUUUACGAGGCAGGUCAGAUCGCUGCAUGUUAAAACCCUUACAGCUGUCUCUGAUCUAGAAAAGAGGAAGAUUUUAUCUGGCUGAGGAGAAUUCUAACAUACUGUGGAUGAGGAAACGUCCAUUGUGAAUGGUGUUUCAGACACCUUGCUGGCCCUCUUAACGAGCCGUCACCUCUUUUUACAUCUGAAGGUCUUUGUGUUCCUUAGUCUGACUGGACGGUGAGGUCAUUUCUCAUGACUUUGUCUGCUCGUGUCGUCUUGCGCAUGUGAACCUGACCAGUGCUUUCUCGCCAGCCUCAUAUUGAAGUUGGGAUGGUGAUAUGGAAAGUGCGAGCCUGUACGGUUACGUAAACACAAGGAAUAACAGUCCAGUUCCUUCAGAAUAUAUGAAUCUUAUACAACAGGGAAUGACAAUGUACACAUGAAUGGAAUUUCAUUAAUAAAGUGUUUGUGUUUUA
Molecule: messenger RNA, 1797 nt
Organism: Osmerus eperlanus (European smelt)
Lineage: Eukaryota; Metazoa; Chordata; Actinopteri; Osmeriformes; Osmeridae
Gene: fam133b
Product: family with sequence similarity 133 member B
Exons: 11
Coding region: 130-1002 (290 amino acids)
Source: RefSeq, a predicted model, not a curated record